AUGUACGACAAACAGGCCAAGAUCAUCAUCGUGGGCUCUGGCGUGUUUGGGCUUUCUGCAGCCUACCACCUGGUGCAGAACGGGUACACGAAUAUCCAUAUAUUCGACCGCAUCAAUUACAACGAGACCAAGUACCACCCGUUGCGCGGGUCCGAUUGCGCCAGCGGCGACAUCAACAAGUUUUUCCGCGUCUACUACGAGACCAAGACGCUGUAUUCAAAGCUUGCUGUCGAGGCCCUGGAUGUGUGGGACAGAUGGAACGAGGAGAUCCAGCAGCUUCCAGAAGCGGACAAGGCGCGGUUUGUAGACGAUGACCUGGAAUUGAUCCGGCUGUCGGGAGGUCUGCGGAUCUCCGACACGUGCGAAAUGGCCCCGGUCGAAAAAGAGAACCUUGAGGGGUUUGAAAGACUGGGGCUGCGUGCUACUCAGUUUGACAUCGAUUCCGACCAAGACCUGCUCCGGGCACGACUACUGGGGUUCUGCAGGAAACUCGCCGUAAUUCGCGACCUGAAGCAGCGGGGCAAGAUUUCCACGGUUUCCGGCACGCUAGACGGCAUCGGGCGCAUGCUCAAGGCCGACAAGGCGUGUUUUUUCGUGAAAAUCCUGCUGGAGCACGCGGGUGUGAAAUUUUACUACGGUGACCAGGGGACAUUGAGCGACAAAAUAUCAACCGGGGACACUAUUGGCGGGAUUAUCACCGCAGACGGCCAGCACCACGCAGCCGACCUUGUGAUUGUGAGCUCUGGGCCAUGGACCGAGUCGCUCGUGCCUCAGCUGCAGCACCGCAUCCACGCGUCGCUCGCCAAUAUCGUGUAUCUCGAGAUCCCCAAGACCCACCAAGACCUAAUCGACAAGUACUCAGAAUACCCCCACCUGCAGUGGAAGACGACCAGCAGCGAGCACGACCGCAACAAGAACCACGACGUGGGCGAGGGCGGGUUUGCUUUUUUUCCGCCAACCAGAAAGGAAGGAAUCCUGAAAGUCAACACCAGACAGAGAAAGUACUUGAAUCCAGAACGAGUUGGCAACCACUAUGUUUCAGUGCCCAGGACGCUCGGUGACGAGAGGCUGCCAAAGAGCGUUGUCCAAGAAGCCAAGGAAAUUCUAAUGGCAGUAGCUCCCGACGUGGUGCAGCUACCAGGGGUAAAAUUGAAGACUAAAUUGUUGUGGUACACGGACGCCAUUAACAGCGACUUUGUGAUCGACUUUGUGCCUGGGUAUCAAAACCUGAUUGUAGCUACGGGCGGCUCGUCGCACGCGUUUAAGUUUCUGCCUGUUCUGGGCAAGACCGUGGUGGACAGGGUGCAGGGCCGCGAAAACGAGUACACGGAGCUCUUCAGAUGGAAAGAUCCACAGGACAUCAGGGUGGACAAUUAUUUGCUCAAGAAGGAGAAUAUAGAGAGGGACGAAAAGAGAAGGCUUGACACGGCGGUUCUGUGCACAGACGCAGACCUAGAGUUCUCGGCAGCCGACCUUGAACGUCUGGACCAGGUGACUAUUUAG
Ogataea polymorpha is the source of this 1503-nucleotide messenger RNA. RefSeq lists its product as uncharacterized. Gene Ontology annotation, molecular function: sarcosine oxidase activity; flavin adenine dinucleotide binding. The transcript has a single exon. NCBI's taxonomy places the organism in Eukaryota, Fungi, Ascomycota, Pichiomycetes, Pichiales, Pichiaceae. The record is from RefSeq and is a predicted model, not a curated record. Bases 1 to 1503 code for a protein of 500 amino acids.